GGUCUGUCCGUUCUGGGAGCCUGAGUGCGGCUGCUGAGGAUGGCUGCAUGGACGUUGGUGGUGUGUGUGCUGAGUUUGCUGCUGUGCCAGGUGUGGAGCUCUGCAGAAAGUCAGCACAUUAAGGAUGAUGAGCUGCAUCCGCGGACCUUUUAUCCGUGGAAGAGUCGAGGGAAGGGGGUGUUGAGAGUGAAGAGGGACUGGAUCAUCCCUCCAAUAAGAGUGUCAGAGAACAGCAAGCAGGUUCCUGAAGACCUGGUGCAGAUCAAAUCGGACAAAAUAUUCAAAGGUGAGGUGAUUUACAAGUUAGAAGGGCCAGGGGUGGACCAGGACCCCAAGAAUCUGUUUGAAAUUGACGAUAAGACCGGAGUCAUCAGAAGCAAACGGCCACUGGACAGAGAGAAAUACAGCAGCUUCACGCUUAAAGCCUUUGCACUUUCCCCAAGUGGAGAGAGACUGGAGAACCCCACCACCAUCGAGAUCGUGGUCCUGGAUCAGAAUGACAACAGGCCCGCCUUCACUCGGAGCCAGUUUGUUGGCACUGUGGCUGAAUUCUCGAUCCCAGGUACGUCAGUGAUGUCGGUGUCAGCCACAGAUGCGGACGAUCCAGAGACGGAAAACGCCGCUCUGAGCUACUCCAUCAUCGGCCAGGAGAGUUUUCCCCCCAACGCCGUCACGAAGACAAUGUUUGGCAUCAACAACCACACCGGUGCCAUCUACACCAGAGACGUGGGGCUGGACCGAGAGGUGGUGAAGGGCUUCAGGCUGAAGCUGCUGGUUGCUGAUAUGGGAGGAAUGGGACUGACCAGCGAAGGCGAGGCGGUCAUACAUGUGUCUGACAUUAACAACCACGCACCGCAGUUCAGCCCUGCACUGUACAGCAUGAUAGCAGAGGAGAACCGCGUCGACUUUGAGAUCGGUCGAGUGAACGCGACGGACAAAGACGAUCCGGGAACAAGAAACUGGGAGGCCAAGUACUCCAUUUCCAAGGACCCUGAGGGCUUCUUCAGCAUCAGGACAGACCCUGCGUCCAACCAGGGGGUUCUGACUGUGGUGAAGUCGCUGGAUUAUGAAGCACAGAAAGAACACAUCCUGAUUCUGACUGUGGAAAAUGUCAAUCCUCUGAGCAACAAGGCUCCCAACCUGCCGCUGAGCUCCGCCACUGUCAUGAUCACUGUUGUGAAUGAGAACGAAGCUCCGUACUUCAGAGAAAACACCAUCCAGAUCGUGGUCCCGGAGUCUGCUCUCCCUGGAACUUUACUGAAAAGCAACAUCGCCUCUGACCCUGACAAUUCUGAUCUGUGGUAUGAGAUCAGCAGGGAUCCUGAGAGGUGGCUGGACAUCAACAGAGAAACAGGAGACAUCAAACUGAGGAGAAACAUCAACAUGCGGUCUCCACACGUUAAAAACAACAUCUAUAAUGCAGCCGUCAAAGUUACAGACGCUGACGGCGUGUCAGCCACUGGCUCGGUGGUGAUCACACUGCAGGAGACCAAUGACUUCCCCCCCCAGCUCGUCCCGCUCACCGGCUCCGUCUGCAGGAGCGCCAGCAGCACCGGCUCUGGUCUGGUUCUGACUGCCGUGGAUGAAGAUCUGCCUCCGCAGGCUGCACCGUUCUUCUUUGAAAUACCGGAGGAUCUGUCGGUCAACUGGACUGUUGUCCAGAUCAACGGCACUCACACGUUGCUGCAGCCCCUCGUGGAGCUGGACGCUGCAGAGUAUGUGGUCACUGUGCUGGUGACGGACUCCGGCAGCCCAGCUUUGGGCGCUUACUCUCAGGUCAACGUCACUGUGUGUCUCUGCGACUCGUUCGGAGACUGCAAGUCGGAGGCGGGUGCGAUUCUGGGCUCCACUGUGGGAAUCAGCUUCAUCGCCCUCAUCAUCAUCAUGGCCUGUGUCGCUCUCUUGCUCUUGCUGCUCCUCCUGGCUGUGGCCAUGACCACCUGCGGACGGCGCCAUCACAUCAAGAAAGGAACCGGCCUGCUGGUCGGGGAAUCAGAAGACGACAUACGCGAUAACGUCUUCAACUAUGACGAGCAGGGCGGCGGCGAGGAGGAUGAGAACGCCUUCAACAUCGACUUAUUGUGGAAUCCCCAUGAUGCACCGUCCACCCCGGGGUCUUUUUACCCAGGAACCGGCAUCCCUCGAGGCAAGCAGCCCCUCAGGAAGGACGCGCCGCAUAACCUCCCCUCGCCAGCCUACCCCCGGCGACCUCCCGCUGACCCCACCGACAUCGAGGACUACAUCAAUGACGGCCUGGAGGCGGCAGACAACGACCCCAACGUGCCGCCGUACGACACGGCCCUGAUCUACGACUACGAGGGCGACGGCUCCCUCGCCGGCAGCCUCAGCUCCAUCGCCUCAGGCAGCUCCGAUGGCGAUCAGGACUACGACUACCUCAACGACUGGGGACCGCGGUUUAAGAAACUGGCCAACAUGUACGACCCACGUUAGGGCCGAGAGGAG
This is a messenger RNA of Salarias fasciatus (jewelled blenny), 2463 nucleotides long. RefSeq names its product cadherin 15, type 1, M-cadherin (myotubule) (gene cdh15). The coding region runs from base 40 to 2451 and encodes 803 amino acids. NCBI's taxonomy places the organism in Eukaryota, Metazoa, Chordata, Actinopteri, Blenniiformes, Blenniidae. Gene Ontology annotation, biological process: adherens junction organization; cell migration; cell-cell adhesion mediated by cadherin. The transcript has 14 exons. The record is from RefSeq and is a predicted model, not a curated record. Gene Ontology annotation, molecular function: calcium ion binding; cadherin binding; beta-catenin binding. Gene Ontology annotation, cellular component: plasma membrane; catenin complex; adherens junction.